Messenger RNA from Entrophospora sp. SA101, 879 nucleotides. Lineage: Eukaryota; Fungi; Glomeromycota; Glomeromycetes; Entrophosporales; Entrophosporaceae. The record is from the annotation of a GenBank genome assembly.
AUGUCGGUGAUGUGUGAAAAUGGUAAGAAAUCAUUAGAACUAGAUGGUCAACUUGAUGAAGAUAUGAAGAGCACAUUUAAAUUUUUACAUGUUAGCGGAACUGCUAAAGCAAAGACCUUUACUCUUAAACUAAAAAUAUUCGAUAAUCUUACAAACCCCACUUUGAAUUCGUCAUCACCAAGAAAUUCAACUUCAAUCCCACCAUCUGCAAUAUUUGAUUCAUCUCCAAUCACAAUAAUUUCAAAGCCUUCCAAAAAAACCGCCAAGGCAAGAAAUCUCUCAUCGUGUAUUUUAUCCGGAUCUCAAAUCUCACUAUUCAAUCGUAUAAAUUCUCAAACUGUAAGAACAAAGUAUAUGGGAAUCGAAGAUGGAAGAUUAUGUGCCAGGAAUACUUCCUGGUCUUCUUUUAUCAUUACUGUUGUAAAUAAUAGUAAGAUCAUUUUAAGUAACCCGGUGACUGGAUUCACAUCCGAUCGUUUAAUUAUUCGUAAAGUUGAAAAAAGUCGUAUAUUACAAAAUGCUACUGGGCCUGUAAGUCAAAUGCAAAAAAUUGCUUUACAACGUAUUAUAAGACGACCACCAUCGAACAACAAUAAUAUGCACCACCGUCAUCAUCAAUACCAUCAUGAGUAUGAAUAUGAAUCACUUUAUUUAAGUGCAGCAGAAUUCACCAAGGAACCGUUUAGAUCAAUGAAUAUCAUUAAUAAUGGAAAUGUUUAUAGCACUGGAGUUAAUAGUCGUGGUUGCAUCGUUGGUGGAGGCGGUAAUGACGGAGUUACAAUGUCAACUUCUACAGUUGAAGAAAUUGAUGACUAUUUAUGUUGGACCAUUGUUGGAAUCUCAAAAUUUCAACAUUCUUAUUAUGAACAGGAUUCAUAA